CAGGAAGCAUGCUACAGUGACAAUAACAAACCCUAUCCGUGUGAUCAUGUCCGUGGAUGUAAUAAGAGUCAGGUCAGACUGCGACACAUGGAACUGCUCUUGAUAUUUAAAGAAUAAAAGUACCUUUGUAACUAUUAUGAAUCUAGCUAACGUUAAAGAAGAACUGUUUAAAGUCCUCAGCAUUAAUAAACUAGCUCAUCUGAACUGUUCUGGUCUGGAUCUGAUUCAUGCUUUUACCUAAAAAAUUUGAACACAGAUGGCUGCAUAUUAAUCUGAUCCGAACAGAUCUACACUUUGAUUUUGGGGGUUUAACGUUGGCUCAUGGCAGCUCUCCCCUGGUUGCUCUGGGGGUAAGUGCAGCUCACAGACUGACGUCACAGCCUGCAGCCUGCUCGUCGGGUCGUUGUCCUCUCUCCAGUAAAGCAGGAUGGCUCCGCUGAAGUUCUGUGCGAACAUCUCGUGGCUGUUCACGGAGCUUCCUGACUUCAGUCAGCGGAUGUGUGCAGCAGCCUCGGCUGGUUUCCAGGCGGUGGCGGCCUGGCUCUACGACUCCGACCUGCAGGAGCUGCAGAGAGCCAGAGAGGCUGCAGGAGUAGACCUGGUCCUCAUCAACACCCCGCCAGGAGAUGUAAAGGGAGGGGAUCUGGGUCUUGGAGCAGUUCCUGGAAGAGCAGAGUUCAGACAGGGUCUGGAUCGGCUGUGAGGUAUGCACAGCUCUGGACUGCAGAGGAUCCACCUGAUGGCAGGGAGGGUUCCCGUGGGCUCACACAGAAUGGCAGUUGCCAAGGAGAUGGAGGCCAUCUUUGUGCAGAACCUAAACUACGCUGCUAAUAUCCUCUCAAAGGAAGGAAUCACUGGUCUGAUUGAACCCAUCAACACAAGGAUUACAGAUCCCAGGUAUUUCCUGGACUCACCUCAUCAGGCUGCUGCAAUACUGGAGAAGGUUGGAAAGCCAAACAUCAAGCUGCAGAUGGACGUCUUUCACUGGCAAAUAAUGGAUGGAAACCUGACACAAAACAUACACAAGUAUUUCCCUUUCUCAGGUCACGUCCAGAUCGCUCAGGUUCCAGGCAGGAAUGAGCCCGACAGUGCCGGAGAGCUCAACUACAGCUACCUGUUCAACACGCUGGAGGAGCACGGCUACCAGGGAUACAUCGGCUGUGAAUACAAGCCACUAGGCUCCACCAAGGAAGGUCUGGGUUGGAUGAAAGAUUACUGCAGCCACAGCGAGUGAUGAGCAGGAGACCAGUCACACAACUGUGGAAGUGUUCUGCUUAAUACGCUUGUUAUGCUUCUUCACUUCUACCGGAGUAACACUUAUUUUUCUUUUUCCUUUGAACAGAUUCCACAAACGGUACACCCACAAUACAUUUCCAAUCUAAGUAUAUACUAUGAUGUAGGUACAUUUCAUACUGUAUAUUUGAAAUGACUAAUACCCAUCUAAAUGUCCUGAUUAAAUGACCAGUGGUUCUAUUGCUCUCUGUUAACACUCUUCAUUGAUAACCUUCAUUGGUACCCCCAACUAACAUUGGGUUGGUUAAUUUUUGAAGUGUACCAUUUACCAUGUAAAGAUAUCAAUAUUACUGUGAAAAAUAAAUUGUGAUAAUUAUUUUAAAA
Messenger RNA from Sebastes umbrosus (honeycomb rockfish), 1617 nucleotides. It is a transcript of the gene hyi, whose product is annotated as hydroxypyruvate isomerase. Gene Ontology annotation, molecular function: hydroxypyruvate isomerase activity. The record is from RefSeq and is a predicted model, not a curated record. Lineage: Eukaryota; Metazoa; Chordata; Actinopteri; Perciformes; Sebastidae. Gene Ontology annotation, biological process: glyoxylate metabolic process.